CAGUGAAGUACGUGCAGCCCAUGCACAAAGGACCUGUGGGACCACCCUUCCGUGAGGGCAAGGGCCAGUACCUGGAAAUGCCUCUACCGCUGCUGCUGAUGGACCUGAAAGGAGAGCCCGGCCCCCCUGGGAAGCCUGGGCCUCGAGGGCCUCCAGGCCCCCCUGGCUUCCCAGGAAAACCAGGCACUGGAAAGCCAGGGCUACAUGGGCAGCCUGGCCCCGCCGGCCCCCCUGGCUUCUCCAGGAUGGGCAAGGCUGGUCCCCCAGGGCUCCCAGGCAAGGUUGGGCCACCAGGGCAGCCAGGGCUUCGGGGGGAGCCAGGGAUACGAGGGGACCAGGGCCUCCGGGGGCCCCCUGGGCCCCCUGGCCUCCCUGGCCCCUCAGGCAUAGCUGUCCCUGGAAAACCAGGUCCCCAGGGGGCACCAGGACCCCCAGGAUUCCGAGGGGAGCCAGGGCCCCAGGGGGAGCUUGGGCCCCCAGGCAGUCGAGGCCUCAAGGGGGAUAAUGGAGUGGGCCAGCCAGGGCUGCCUGGGCCCCCAGGGCAGGGGGGUGCCCCCGGGGCCCCUGGCCUCCCCGGUCCAGCUGGCUUGGGCAAACCAGGUCUGGAUGGACUUCCUGGGGCCCCUGGAGAUAAAGGUGAGACUGGGCCUCCUGGGGUGCCAGGCCCCAGGGGGGAGCCUGGGGCUGUUGGCUCAAAAGGGCCCCCUGGGGUGGAUGGUGUGGGGGUACCAGGGGCAGCAGGGGUGCCAGGGCUACAGGGCCCUGCAGGGGCCAAAGGGGAGCCAGGGAUCCGGGGCCCCCCUGGCCUGAUGGGCCCCACUGGCUAUGGGAUGCCAGGACUGCCAGGCCCCAAGGGGGACAGGGGCCCAGCUGGAGUCCCGGGGCUCCUAGGGGACAGAGGUGAGCCAGGCGAGGAUGGGAAGCCAGGGGAGCAGGGCCCACAGGGCCUUGGGGGCCCCCCUGGACUUCCUGGGUCUGCAGGGCUCCCUGGCAGACGUGGGCCCCCUGGGCCUAAGGGGGAGGCAGGGCCUACAGGACCCCCAGGAGUACCUGGCAUUCGGGGUGACCAAGGGCCCAAUGGCCUGGCUGGGAAACCUGGACUCCCAGGAGAGAGGGGGCUUCCUGGGGCCCAUGGUCCCCCUGGACCAACUGGGCCCAAGGGUGAGCCUGGUUUCACUGGCCGCCCUGGAGGACCAGGGGUGGCGGGAGCCCUAGGGCAGAAGGGUGACUUGGGACUCCCUGGGCAGCCUGGUUUGAGGGGCCCCUCAGGAAUCCCAGGACUCCAGGGCCCAGCUGGCCCUAUUGGGCCCCAGGGUCUGCCAGGCCUUAAGGGUGAACCAGGCCUGCCAGGGGCCCCUGGAGAAGGGAAGGUGGGGGAACCUGGCAUGGCUGGGCCCACAGGGCCCCCUGGAGUCCCCGGAUCCCCUGGACUCAUAGGGCCUCCAGGGCCUCCAGGGCCUCCUGGCCCUCCCGGCGCUCCUGGGGCCUUUGAUGAGACUGGUAUUGCAGGCCUGCACCUGCCCAAUGGGGGCGUGGAGGGCGCUGUGCUGGGCAAGGGGGGCAAGCCGCAGUUUGGGCGGGGCGAGCUGUCGGCACACGCCACGCCUGCCUUCACCGCCGUGCUCACCUCGCCCUUUCCUGCCUCGGGGAUGCCUGUGAAGUUUGACCGGACCCUCUACAAUGGCCAAAGCGGCUACAAUCCUGCCACUGGCAUCUUCACCUGCCCUGUGGGCGGCGUCUAUUACUUUGCUUACCAUGUGCAUGUCAAGGGUACCAGUGUGUGGGUGGCCCUGUACAAGAACAAUGUGCCAGCCACCUACACCUAUGACGAAUACAAGAAGGGUUACCUGGACCAGGCAUCUGGAGGGGCUGUGCUCCAGCUGAGGCCCAACGACCAGGUCUGGGUGCAGAUGCCCUCGGACCAGGCCAAUGGCCUCUACUCCACCGAGUACAUCCACUCUUCCUUUUCAGGAUUCUUGCUCUGCCCCACAUAACCCGUGAGGGGGCCCUGCUGCCCUGACCUCCUCCUCUUUAGUCGUAGAGAGACUUUUCAGUUACAAAGAAUCUCCAUUUAAAGAAAAAAACCAAAGGUGGAACAGAGGCGGCCGUGGCCUUGGCCAGAGGCGACUGACCUGCUUUCUCCCCACACGCGGGCUGAGACUGUUUCUGGAAGAGGCUGACCUGAGUUUCUCCCCGUCUCUCCCAAGUGUUUGUGCCAUGUUGGGACUGGCCCCCGAUGCCUGCCCUGCCUGGUCUGGAGGCAGGGUCCCAGGACACUCAGCUCAGCUAUAGGAGACCGCCCCUGCCCGUGAGUCCUGGGCUCUGCUGGGCCGUAAAGGGUGCUGCUCCUUUGUGCGUCAGAGCUGGCAGGGCUGAGCUCCCCAUCCACUGGGGAGACACGCUCUGA
This is a messenger RNA of Trichechus manatus latirostris (Florida manatee), 2407 nucleotides long. RefSeq names its product collagen type VIII alpha 2 chain (gene COL8A2). Gene Ontology annotation, molecular function: protein binding. The transcript has 2 exons. The record is from RefSeq and is a predicted model, not a curated record. Bases 21 to 1994 code for a protein of 657 amino acids. Lineage: Eukaryota; Metazoa; Chordata; Mammalia; Sirenia; Trichechidae.